ACAGUAACGUUUACGGACGAAUUUCCUCAGUCUUGAGGUAGCCUUUCAAUUUGUAACUCCUGUGCGUGGAAAACUGCAUAUGUAUCGAAAUAAACUUGCGUGGGUAUGCCUGUCUUUGCCCCUGAUCCUGAGCCUUACAGUUUCUGGGGCAACGGACGAAUUGAUCAGGUCGGAAAAUGUUGCAGGGAAGCUCCUAUUUUAUCAGAAGGAAGGCAAUGCCACGUAUCUGCGGGACAGUGGAGAGCUGGCCUCCGAGAUAACCACGGAGGCCAUGUUUGAACUGUUCGAUCCCAAGAAUACUUUACGGACAGCGCACUUCAGUUACACUUGGGACUUCGGAAACGGCGAGGUAAUAAAGGGCUUCGAACCGUUUGUGAAAUACAACUAUAUGGCAUCAGGUAACUACACCCUGCGGCUCAGAGUGGGGGCCAACGUCACCAAACCUGCCACCAUACUGACCGGGGUUUAUAGUAUGGAUGUCACGGUGCUGGAUGCCAUCAAAAACAUUGAGAUGACAGGGCCUACUACCUACCAGGUCUCUCAAAAUACCAGUCUGGCUGUUCAUGUGGAUGGAAGUCCCCCUAUGUGGGUGUGCUGGCGGAUCCUGCCCAACUGUGUGACGGACACGGCGGUGGGGUGUCAGCUGACCAUGCUGUAUGAGAACACACUUAAGCUGAAGCACACUUUCACCUCCACCGGCGUGCACUGCCUGGACAUCAGCGCACGCAACGAAGUCAGCACGCUGCAGACCUCCUACAGCUUCUUCGUCAGGAGGGCCCCCUUCAGUAACCUGUUCUUCAUCCUGCCCUGCGGAGCCGUCCUCGUGGCAACAUUCUGCUUCAUUGCAGUGGUUGCCUGUCGUCCUUGGCGUGGAAACAAGAUGAAGCUGAAGAUGGCUGCAUUCUCCAGAGGGCACACCUUCACUAAGAUGGAGCUGCGGUCCCAGCAGGAGGCCCCUGGACCCUCCUCCCGCUGCUCCUCCAUCCAGCCCUCGUCUGCAGGGAGAGCAGAGAGGCAGCCCCUCAUCAUGCAGCACGGAACACGCCCCACCCUCUACCAGACCUCACCCCCUCUCCUUCUGCUCUGUCCAAAUGAGUGUUAGAAAGGUCACACAACCUCACACUUAUCGGUUUCCGUCCGAGAGCUCCCAUUAUAACUAUUUUAAAUGUAUAUACAAAUUAUUAUAUUAAAACUUAUAAGUGUUUUUUUUCCAACUAUUCAAUGUAACAGGUUUUUCCGCAGGAAGUGUGUCAAGAGUCCAAGGGUAAUGUAGUGUAUUGGGUCUCUACGGUGAUGAAUGAUGACUGUCAGUUGCUUGGUGGGGAGGGAUCUUAAUGGUGGACACCUGGGGGCUGCGGCAUAAACCAAUCACAGACCUUGGUGAGAGAAGAACACUGAUGUGUGAGCACUGUUAUGUGAUUAAUGAGAACGACCUUGAGGCCCACAGGCAUGAGUUGCCUGGAACCUGCAGCGGCUUUGCAUCAGCACAAACUGAACUUGCUCAAUAUUUUGUCAUUUGUA
Hypomesus transpacificus is the source of this 1521-nucleotide messenger RNA. RefSeq names its product transmembrane protein 130 (gene tmem130). Bases 80 to 1102 code for a protein of 340 amino acids. NCBI's taxonomy places the organism in Eukaryota, Metazoa, Chordata, Actinopteri, Osmeriformes, Osmeridae. The transcript is spliced from 8 exons. The record is from RefSeq and is a predicted model, not a curated record.